Solanum lycopersicum (tomato) is the source of this 867-nucleotide messenger RNA. Its product is annotated as heat shock 22 kDa protein, mitochondrial-like. Lineage: Eukaryota; Viridiplantae; Streptophyta; Magnoliopsida; Solanales; Solanaceae. The record is from RefSeq and is a predicted model, not a curated record.
UUUUGAGCGUAAAUAUUGGGGGAGCUGGCUUGAAGGUCAAGACAGAUCUCAAUACAAAACUCUGUUUUCUACUUGGGUGAUGAAGUAACUGCAAAAACUCUGUUCUGCUACAACAAUGGCGUUUCGUACUGCUUUAAGGAGAAUAAGCUCUUCAUCAAUUCUUUUCUACAAUUUACUCAACAAUGCGCCUUCUUCACGAGGACUUACUGGGUCGCUUGCACCGUUAACUUCUCGAUUCUUAAGCUAUGUAGGUAGUGUUUCCGUUACGGAUUCUAAUGAAGAAAGCUUCAUCAUCAAUGCCUGUGGAGGUUCCUUCGCUCGAUUUGAGCAGUUCCCUAUUCAUCGCGGUGCAUGUGAUGCAUAUAUGAUGAAUCCGUUUCAAAUUUCUGGACCUGGAGGGGCAUAUGAGGCUAAGAAUAUAGAGGAGGGGAUGCACGUGAGAAUGGAAAUGCCUGGAAUCGACAAGGAAGACGUGAAGGUGUUGAUUUCGUAUGGGACUAUCAUCAUAAAGGGUGAAGGAAAGAAGGAGUCUACGUAUGAGGACAGCGGAAGAACGUACAGUGCUAACAUUGAAAUCUGUUCGAAUUCGUAUGAGGCUCAGUCUAUGGAAGCAAACAUGAAGAAUGGUGUUCUUAGGAUGCUAAUCCCCAAGUCUAAGACUCCUCAGAAGGUGACUGGCUCUAACUAUGAGAUAAAAGUUAAGUAAAUUUUGCUUGUGAAUAUCAUGUCAUUGAUGUGAAAUAGUGAACUAUAUAUUUGCACAAGAUUAUUGAAGUAAUUGUGUACAGAUAUCUGCUUAGAUGUUUUGCUGAGCGCUGGCGAAUUUCAAGCAACUCUAUGGAUUUUAUGAUAUCAAUUACUCUUUUA